AUGAUAAAUUUAAAGGAGGACGAAAAAGAUCCAUACAAAACCUAUAGAAACAAGAGUGAAGUUCCUUUUGAUCGAAAAAAUUUUGACGACUUAAAAAAAAGCAUUGAAAAUUUACUAAACGAUGAAAAAACAACAUCUGAAUUAGAUAACAUAAAAAAAUCAUUGUUAGAGUUGGAAUUAUCUACACAAAAUAAUAAUGAAUCCAAUUAUGUCCUUAACAAAGAAUCAUUAAUUCGUUUUGAUGAUGAAAAAACGUUCGAGGAAAUAAAGAAGGAGCUUGAGAAGCAAAAGCGGAUGAACAACUCUUUAUCCUUAAAAAUAAAAAGCAUACACAUAAAAUUGAAUAAUAUAUAUAUGAAAAGAAAUGAAGUAGAAAAAAGUAUUACCGAUAAAAUUCGACAAAUCGAAAUUAAAUAUUCAGCAUUAAAUGAGGAAAGUAAAGAGGAAGACGAUACUGUAGAUACAAGAAACGAUGGUGAUUGCUUAGAACCCAAAGGGAAUGAACAUUUUGAAACAUCAGAGAAAAACGAAAUUGAAAAAUUAAAAAAAGUUUUAAAUGAAUAUGAAGAAGAUUUAAAAUGUUUAAAAAAUGAUAAAGAGAAAAAGUGCUAUGAAUUAAAAUGUAGUAAAAAAGAUUUAGAAGAAGAAAUAAAAAAAAAUAAUGAAUAUACAAAUAAAAUAAAAUGUUAUGAGAUGAAUGCUAAUAUAUAUAAAAAUGAUAAUUUAAAAAAACUUCAGGAAAUAAAUGAAAUAAAAAUAGAGUUAGAAAAUUUAAGAAAUAUAUAUAAUGAUACAUAUGUGAAAAAUAAAUUAUUAUCUAAUGAAAAAAAUGAGUUAACCCUAAUUAAUAAUGAUCUAAAAUUGGAACUAAAAAGUGUUAAAACCGAUUUAGAGACCUCAAAAAAUAAAGAAAAUAUUCUUAACAAAUGUACAAACAAAAUUCAUAACAUUCUGAUAUAUUUAAAAAAAAAUAAUGAUCAAAAUUUUGAAUAUGAGACAUUUGAAAAUAAAUUAGACAAAACCAAUGAUAAACUCCUAAUAAAUGCAGAUAAAGAUAUCGAUGAAAUUUAUUCAUCCAUACAAAAUCUGAUUAAUAUGAAAAAAUAUUACGAGGAAAAAAAACAAGAAUUGGAAGAAACUAAAAAUGAAAUUGAAGUUGUUAAGAAUAAUUUUAUGGAACGGUGUAAGAGCUAUGAAGAAAUGAAAAUGAAAAUGGAAAAAUUAAAACUUUUAGAAAAAGACAAUUUAAAAAUAUGCAAUGAUAAAAAAAAUGAUGAAAAAAGAAUAAACGAAUUAAAAGAUAAAUUAACAAAAGAAGAAAAUAAAAUAAUUGAAUUAAAAAAAAAAAAUUAUUACAAUGUUUUUAAAUUAAAAGACUUUAAGGAAAAGGAACAAGAUAUGAUUGAUGAAAUAAAAAAGUUAAGAAAACAUAUUAAAGAAUAUAAAAUAUGUUUUGAAAAAAGUAGAAAAAUUAAUAAAAAUAAACUAAAAUAUAUGAAAGGGAAAAAUAAAAGAUUAUUAAACAAUAUACAUGGAAUAAAUUUUGAAUUAAAAAAAUGUAUAAGUAAAAUAAAUCAAAUUAAUAAAAACACAGAGAGUUUAAAAAGAGAGAAAGAAAAUGUACAAAAAGAAAUAUAUUUCAUAAAAAAAAAAAAUGAAAAAUUACAACAGGAACUAAAAGAAAUAGAAAUAGAAAAGAAAAACAAAGAAUCAAAAGCACAAACAUUAAAUAGUAAUAUAUAUAAAGUAUGUACAGAAUUAAAUAAGCAAAAUAAGGAAUAUAAGGAAAAUAUAAAACGGUUGUGUUGUUGUAGAGAUGAGUUAAAAGAUGCUCUUAAAAAAAAAUCGUGUAAAUUUAUUUUAUUAAAGAAAAGUUGUUAUUAUUUAAAAAAAAAAAUCCAAAAACAAAAUAAUGAAUUAAAAAAACAUUUAAAUAUAAUUAAAAAACAGGAGCUAGCCAUAAGUAAUUGUUCAGAACAAAAUAAAAAAUUAAGUGAAGAGUUAAAAGGACAUGACUUGUUAAUAAAAUCUAGAGAUAAUAAAAUAAAAAUUUUAGAAAAUAAUUUAAUAAAAAACCAAGAAAUUAAUCAUAUCCAAAUCAAGGAAAAUGCUAAUGCUAUUAGACAUGGUGAAAUGGAAUUAAAAAAUAUAAAUGAACAAAGAGAAAAAUUACAUGAACAAAACAAAAAGCUAAAUGAGCUAGUCGACAAUUUAAAAAGUCAGCUAAUCAAAGAAGAAAUAAAAAAUACAGAAAUGAAUAAAAAUAUAUACACUAUUAAAAAUGAAAACAAGCAAAUUAUACAAGAUUAUGAGCAAAAACUACAAAAUAAGGAAACAUACAUAGAGAAUAUUAAAAAUGAGUUAAAAAAUGCCAGAGAAAAAAUUGAGAAAGAAUAUGAUUUGCACACACAAGAGGAUAAAAAAAUUAUGAACAGCAAGGUAGAAAAGAUGACCAAUGAAAUAAAUGAACUAAACAAAAUAAAAAAUUCGUAUGACGUUGAAAUUAAAAAAUUAAAUUUACAACUAAAAGAGAAAGAAAGUGAAAAUGAGAAAUUGGCUAGUUCCCUAAAAGAAAAGGAAAAUGUCAUACAAGAUUUAAGAAAUAAAAUAAAAGAAAUUGAAGAGUGUGGAAAAUUAGAAUUGGAAAAAAAAGAAUAUGAAAUAAUGAUAAAAAAAAUGGAAGAAGAAAAUAAAAGACAAAAAGAAGAAAUUACACAAAAAUCAAACCAAGACAAAAUUGAGUUUGAAGAAAAAAUAAAAUCAAUUCAAGAACAUAAUAAAGUAAUGAUAGAAGAAUUGAAAAAAAAAUGGAAAGAAGAUAAGGAAAAUUAUGAAGAAAAAAUAAAAAAUAUUAAUGAAAAAAAUAAUAGUAUCAUUGAAAAAAUUCAAGAGGAUUGUAAAAGUCAAAUAAAAAGAGUUACAGACUUAUGUAAUGUUAAAACGAAAUCAGAAAUAGAUAGAUUAAACAAUGAUGAAAAGUUACAAAAACAAAUUAAAGAAUAUUCAAUUAUGUUAAAUAAUAAAGAUGAAGAAAUUAAAAAUAUUAUUAAUAUGUACGAUGAAAAAUUACAAUUGCAAAAUGCUGAAAUGGAAAAUCUAGUAAAUGAAUGUGAAGAAAAAUUAAAAAAAGCAAAAAUAACUAAAAAACAAAUGUCAGAGAAGGAUAGCAAAGAAGACAUAACGGCAUCAGAGUCUGCCUACAAAGUUGGGGAAAGGGAGGAAAAAGUGGAAGAGAGGGAAGGUAAAGUAAAGGCGAGAGAGGACAAAGUUGUAGAAAGAGAAAGCAAAAUAAAGGCUAGAGAAAACAAAGUUGAAGAGAGAGAAGGAAAAGUAAAGGUGAGAGAGGACAAAGUAGCGGAAAAGGAAGGCAAAUUAAAGGCGAGAGAAAACAAAGUUGAAGAGAGAGAAAGCAAAGUAAAGGCGAGAGAAGAUAAGGUGGCGGAAAGGGAAGUGCAUGCAGUAGAGAAAGAAGCACACUUAAUAGAAAAGGAAGCAAAUAUAAUGGAAAUAGAAAUUGAAUUAAAAGACAAAGAAGAUAAAAUAAAGAAAUCACAAGAUGAAUUAAAUGAAAAAAGUAAAAUUUUAAAUAAUACAAAAUUAGAUAGACCAAAUAAUGUUACAGUUCAAGGAAAUAAAAAUGAAUCAAACAGUGAAGGAGCAGGAGAAGAGAAUAUCUCAGAUAAAAAUAGCAACAUAGAGGUCGAAGAAAAGAAAGAAAAAAAGAAAAAAAAAAAAGAAAAAUCGAAAAAUGGUAAGAAGGGAGAAAAAAAUAAUAAAGAUGAAUUAUUGACGCUAGAAUUGUUAGAAGAAAAAUAUCUUAACAUACAAAAUGAGCUAAUAGAAGGAAAAACAAGUCAUUGUGUUUACUUAAAAUCUCUAAUUAAAACGCUGGAUGAAAUUAUUGAAAUGCUUAAUGCAAAAAAAAGCACAGCAUUAGAUACCCAAACACUAGAUAACCAAACAUUAGACACGUCCACAUUAAAUACUACAUUAAUAAAUGAUACAACAAUAACUGAUGCUAUUAAUACAAUCAAUUAUGCUAUUUCAUCGUGGAACAUAUUUGGUGAUACCAGCACAACUAAUCCAAUAGAAAAUGAUCAAACAUUAGGAGAAGAUAUAAAUUCAAUUUCAAAUUUUGAUGAAAAAAGUAGUGAAGAUUUAAAAAAUAUCGUUACCGAAAAACUUCAGUUAAUUAAACAAAUGAUUGAAUAA
Plasmodium vinckei vinckei is the source of this 4212-nucleotide messenger RNA. Its product is annotated as autophagy-related protein 11, putative. The transcript is spliced from 7 exons. NCBI's taxonomy places the organism in Eukaryota, Apicomplexa, Aconoidasida, Haemosporida, Plasmodiidae. The record is from RefSeq and is a predicted model, not a curated record. The coding region runs from base 1 to 4212 and encodes 1403 amino acids.